This is a messenger RNA of Exophiala spinifera, 1275 nucleotides long. RefSeq lists its product as uncharacterized. The record is from RefSeq and is a predicted model, not a curated record. Gene Ontology annotation, cellular component: intracellular anatomical structure. Gene Ontology annotation, biological process: cellular response to nitrosative stress; nitric oxide catabolic process. The transcript has a single exon. NCBI's taxonomy places the organism in Eukaryota, Fungi, Ascomycota, Eurotiomycetes, Chaetothyriales, Herpotrichiellaceae. Gene Ontology annotation, molecular function: oxygen binding; FAD binding; heme binding. The coding region runs from base 1 to 1275 and encodes 424 amino acids.
AUGUCAGCUUGCGUAGCAACGGGCAACCCUCGCGCAGACUUCCACUCAUCACCGGUUCAGCGGGGACUAAGUGAAGAACACCGGGCCAUCGUGAAGUCUACUGCCCCAGUUUUGGCUGAGCAUGGUGUCGCGAUCACGUCUCACUUUUACAAGCGCAUGCUUAACAAUCACCCUGAGCUCCGUAACAUCUUCAACGCCGCACAUCAAGCCUCCGGAACCCAGCCCGCAGCACUUGCUCAUGCGGUAUGGGCGUACGCUGCUAACAUCGACAACCUCGGAGCCCUGACCAGUGCUGUGUCCCGCAUCGGUCACAAACAUGCCAGUUUAGGGAUCACUCCAGACCAAUACCCCAUCGUUGGCGAGAACCUGCUCGCCGCGAUCAAGGAAGUCCUCGGUGACGCCGUAAAGCAACCCGUCAUUGAUGCCUGGGCCGCGGCAUAUCAACAACUGGCCAACAUCUUUAUCGACUUCGAGGCAACUCUGUACAAGAAAGCUGAAGAGUCUUCCGGCGGGUGGAAUGGGUGGCGGAAAUUCAGAGUCGCCCGCAAGGUCGAGGAGAGCGAUGAGAUCAUAUCGUUCUAUCUCGAGCCGGUCGAUGGAGGGAAGCUCCCCAGCUUUACGUCAGGUCAGUACAUCUCGGUCCGGGUCUUUGUACCGGAGCUCGGGGUAUAUCAACCUCGACAGUAUAGUCUGUCCGACACUCCUGAGAGAAACCACUUUCGGAUAUCCGUCAAGAAAGAAGUCGCGAAGAACCUCGCGCCCGCAGGCCGGAUCUCCAACCUGCUGCACGAGAAGGUCCCCGAAGGCACCGAAAUCGACGUCAGCAACCCGUACGGAGACUUUACUUUGGACGUUGAAUCGAACAAUCCCGUUGUCUUGAUUAGUGGCGGCGUAGGGAUCACCCCAAUGCUAUCAAUGCUCGGCACCCUAACCGAACAUGCGCCAACAAGAAAGGUCGUCUUUGUCCAUGCCACCCGCAGCGGAAAGGUUCACGCAAUGAGACUAUACCUCUCCCAACUUACCAAGGAGAACCCACAAGUAUCGAAGGCGGUAUUCUACGAAGAAGUUGGUGAUUCAGACGAACAGGGAAGAGACUACGAUUACGCAGGUCGUAUUGACGUGGAUAAGAUCAAGGACAAGAUUCUCUUGCCCGACGCCGACUAUUAUCUCUGUGGGCCUGUGCCUUUCAUGCAGACACAACAAAAGUCCCUUGAGGCUCUGGGCGUCCCAUCGGAACGAAUCCAUUCCGAGGUCUUUGGCUCCGGCAUCGCAUAG